UCUGUUUGCUGCACUCUGUUAGAUUAAACAGAAGAGAGCAAAAGAUAACACAUAAAUUUACCAUUCAUCUGUUUCUGACCUCACACGAAAAGAGCGUCAAUGGCGCUUCAGCUUUCAAUUCUACGUUUCCAUUCUCCCACUCUCUCCUUCCACUUUUUUCAUUCCCCAACCAAAACCAAAGCGUCUGCUUCUAUUUCAGCUCUCGCCUCCACUGCUUCCUCCUCCAUUCAGAUUGUUGGUGGCCAAAAAUUGAUUCGGCAUGGAAAUUCAAAUUCCAAUGGCGGUUUUGAGAGCUACGAUGAAGAAUUUGAUUGGGUUGAUUUGGAUGCUGAUCUUUAUUACUGGACCAAGCCUUUGCGGCCCGUUCAGUGGUAUCCUGGUCAUAUUGCGAAAACUGAAAAGGAACUUAAAGAACAACUCAAGUUGAUGGAUGUCGUCAUUGAAGUGCGUGACGCUAGAAUUCCCUUGUCCACUAGUCAUCCUCAGAUGGAUUCGUGGCUCGGUAAUAGGAAAAGAAUUUUAGUGUUGAAUAGAGAAGACAUGAUAUCUACAGCAGAUAGGAAUGCGUGGGCAACUUAUUAUGCAAUGCAGGGAACUAAAGUUAUCUUCUCCAAUGGAAAGCUUGGAAUGGGCACUAUGAAGUUAAGUCGGUUAGCGAAGGCACUGGCAGCUGGUGUAAAUGUCAAACGCAAAGCCAAAGGACUCCUCCCUCGUCCGGUUCGAGCUGGAAUAGUUGGAUAUCCAAAUGUUGGCAAGUCAUCUUUAAUCAAUCGUUUGCUGAAGCGGCGGAUGUGUCCAGCAGCUCCCAGACCAGGUGUUACAAGAGAAUUGAAAUGGGUUCGUUUUGGUAAAGAUCUUGAAUUUUUGGACUCUCCUGGAAUAAUCCCAAUGAGGAUUAGCGAUCAAGCAGCUGCAAUAAAGCUUGCCAUAUGUGAUGACAUUGGAGAGAGAUCCUAUGAUGUUACUGAUGUUGCAGUGAUUCUUGUCCAAAUGCUGGCAAGGAUUCCAACAGUAGGCUCAAAGGCACUUCAAAACCGUUACAAGAUUGACGUGGAUGGUAACUGUGGUAAAAUAUUUAUUCAGAAGCUUGCUCUCCAUUUGUUUAAUGGGGAUUCCCACCAGGCAGCAUUCAGGGUCUUGUCAGAUUUCCGGAAAGGAAGGUUUGGUUGGAUUUCACUGGAGAGGCCCCCCAGGUAACAUCUCAGGGUGCUUGCAUUGCGUCCAAGAUGAUGUAAAGCUUCUGUGAGCCCCUCCUGGUGUCUCUUGAGUGGUGAAGGGUGAGAGCUGUCAACUAGUGAAUUUAGAAAUCCUGUAGGUUUUGGUUGACUGCAGUGCCUUAGCGAAGAGAAAAACUUCAUUUUAUUGUAAUUGCACUGAUUAAGGAGACAAAAGAGGCAGCAAGUUUUUAGAAAGGGCUGAAAAGUGAAGUCAUGGUGAAAAUGGAUAUUUCUCACCAAAAGGUUAGUAUACUAGAUUUUAUUAUUACUUUUUCAAUAUGCAUUCUCCCCGGAGACCCAAUUGCAUCAAGCCUGUUACAUAUUCUGUACUCCUCUUGUAUAGCAAAUGUUUGCAAAUUAUAACUCAUCUCCAGAUUUAUGU
Molecule: messenger RNA, 1599 nt
Organism: Pistacia vera
Lineage: Eukaryota; Viridiplantae; Streptophyta; Magnoliopsida; Sapindales; Anacardiaceae
Product: DAR GTPase 3, chloroplastic
Exons: 9
Coding region: 100-1197 (365 amino acids)
Cellular component (GO): mitochondrion
Molecular function (GO): GTP binding; GTPase activity
Source: RefSeq, a predicted model, not a curated record